GUGUCUGCAUACUCCGAGAAAGUUUUGAGACUACCCCCCGAACGGAUUACGAACCGCCUUCGUCCAAACCCGCGGUUCGCUACGCCCAGGAUGAUUAUAGUGAUCGCCGUGUGAUGAUAGUGUCGCGAACGCGUAUCGGAUGUGGUUUGAGGUUUUGCGGUUUAUGCAGGGUGUGCCGUUCAGUGAAACCAACGAUAAUUAUAAUAUUGAUACUGAACGUAAUAUUUAGUUUCGAAUGAUUGAACAAUUAUUAUGGGUCCUCGCGCUGGCGUUCGCCACGCUGGCAACCGCAGAGCCCCCAAGCGGCUACAACUACAAUCGCCCUAGUGGCGGAGGUGGUGGCGGAUACUCCGGAGGCGGCGGAUUCUCAGGCGGAGGCCUCUCAGGAGGUGGCGGUGGAUACCAAGCAGUUUCGUCCGGAUACCAAACGUCAGAGGGCGCAUCCGUUGACCCGCAGCUCUUGGAACAGGUCAGACAGAUCCUGCUCAGAGAAGAACAGUCCUCAUCGUCGUCGGCUGGAGGACACGGAGGCGGCGGCGGCGGCGGAGGCAUCAGCUCAUCGUACGGUGCCCCAAGCCAGCAGUACGGCGCCCCGUCCCCGCAAUACGGAGUGCCCAGUUACCAACAGCGCGUGGUCGGCAUCGAUCUAGAGGGCAUCAAACAGGCCAUCCAGGUGGCUCAAUACCAACAGAUCUCCCAGCAGGCAGGCGGAUACCCUAGCGGACCCAGCUCCAGCUACGGGGCCCCUUCGGCACCUAGCGGCUCCUAUGGCGCCCCCUACUGAUCGUAGGACUGAUUCAGUGUAAAUACCAACGUCUCGAGAGAAGCACAACACACACGGGUCAUGAUGCAUUCCAACAUCUCAACGACAACAUUGACGAGUGAUCACACAACAUCUCAUCAUCAUAACAACAUUGUAACAUGGAUAACAUCUACACAUGUUAUACUUCUUGUAUAAAGCUUUUGUAGGAUACUUUUUUAAAAAAUACAUUUGUCACCGUAAACGAA
Acanthoscelides obtectus is the source of this 1008-nucleotide messenger RNA. Lineage: Eukaryota; Metazoa; Arthropoda; Insecta; Coleoptera; Chrysomelidae. The record is from the annotation of a GenBank genome assembly.